AUGUUGUCUGCUAAAGUGGUGUUCUAUUUAUCCAUAUGCUACUCUCUCCCAUCUAUUAUCCUGUACUGUCUAACCAUGACAGUCAUUUUCAAGUACGGUAGUACAUUCAACUCUUCGUUCUUUGUUUUAUAUCUCUACGAUUCAUUAAUGAACCUAUUCACGUAUACUGUUGGAUUUUACAUGAUGCGCUUAAACAGUGUCACCUGCGAAAAUUGCGGAACUGCGUUCUUAUACAAAAAUGCUGCGGACUAUUUCCCAAUGAACUUCUUGACCGCCAUGAGCUACCAUAUGGCAUAUGUACAGUACUCUACAACCGCCUUGAUAUCCUUCAACCGGAUGACUGUUCUCUGGAACUAUAAGUUCUUUGAACCGCUCUGGAAGCGAUUCACGUGGCUCAUCGGAUUCAUUGUAUUCGCUGUACCUUUCAUGGAUACUCAUCGUUGCUUCUAUUAUAAAACUGUCAUACAGUAUAAAAAUGAAACAGAAAGUUACGCAUUAGUUACUCCUAUGCCUAUCAGUGACAAUUUUGAGUAUCUCAUUCCUGCAAUGGUUAUUAUCACUCUGAUGUCAGUUGGUGUCAAUGUUCAUAGUUUUGUAACCCUCCGACAACUGAAAAGUCAGAAAAGAAACCAUGUAGAGACUAAUUUCAUCUUCAUCACUGUCAUCACAUGUUUCGUUCAAUUCCUCGGAUGCUUUCUCAGUGUCAUCCGUGUUAUGUGGGCUAAUAAUCCUAUCUCUGGGUUCCUUGCAUCGAUUCUUCCAUUUGUCAGCGAUAGUCUUACCCUCGUUCAACCAUGGCUCCUGUGUGCUUUCAGUACAUUGAUGCGAAAAAAAAUGAAGGAGAUGAUGGGGAUUCCGUCAACCAAGAAUGGAAGUGUUGUGAUUGUUCGGUCGGUCACCAAUUGA
Molecule: messenger RNA, 906 nt
Organism: Caenorhabditis briggsae
Lineage: Eukaryota; Metazoa; Nematoda; Chromadorea; Rhabditida; Rhabditidae
Gene: Cbr-srg-41
Product: Protein CBR-SRG-41
Exons: 5
Coding region: 1-906 (301 amino acids)
Biological process (GO): sensory perception of chemical stimulus
Cellular component (GO): membrane
Molecular function (GO): transmembrane signaling receptor activity
Source: RefSeq, a predicted model, not a curated record